AUUCCCGACUCGGAUUUUUAGCGUUCACUGAGCAGCAAACAUUUCCAGGAUCCGGCAAUCUACUCGGCCAAGCUGAUAAACUAAAAAAGCGUUCCGUUUUGCUUUACAUGUAACUGUGACACGCGUUCUGUGAUCCACCUUUGUAUUCCCUUUUAAACUGACACUAAAGACUGCGUGCCGUAGCAGUCGUUUGGUUGAAGUUAUUAAUUAUGAGACGAGUUAGAUACCAAAAUGACUGCACCACGUGCCCAUGCGUUCACAUUUCAGUGUAACUGACACGUUGGACUUACUUUCAUUUUGGAAUGAAUGAUCUUCCCUGCCGGCCCCACUUUAAAUUAUUUAACGACAAACUUUCCGGGGGAUGUUCGAGUCUGGCUGCGCAGUUCGUCGGUUGCUCGGCAACAGCAGACAAACAAGACGCCCGCUGCGGAGAUCCUUCAGUACGAGUGCGAUGGCCACGUCUGGGAAGCGCUGGCUGGACAGCAAGGACUUCGCUCAGCCGCAGAGGCCACUCGGGCGACAGCACUUUGAAACGAUCCGAUGGGCCGCUCGCACAGCCUGGGACGAGGAAGGCGAGCGCGCAGUGACGAGCGCCACCACCUACGGCGGCCACCACGGACUCAAGAUCCUGGACGAGGCGAGCAGUCAGCGGAUUAGACCUUCAUCUCCCACCAGGCUGAACAAGCCGCACCCAUCCGAGUUGUUCUUAAUGACGCGGCUUCAUUACGUCCCCGACUAUUUUAGAAAAUCUGACGCCUCGACUGAUGCCAAAGGAGAAAGUCGCAAAUCUUCAGGAGCAGGGACAGCUCGUCGGCAGAAAGGCAGCCUGAGGACCAGCAGUGAGCUCCUUAAACGACUCUUUAUCGAUGCCCGUUCUGCUCAGGCUGCUGCAGCCUGGAUGAAAGUUGCUCCUGAAAACGAACGCAGUGCCCUCCAGGAGAUGUUUGAGUCGACAUCCUGUGUGAUGAAGCAAGAAGGCCCACCAGCAAAGAACUCCUACGUUGGCCAGGUCCUCUCUCACUUCAUUAAACCCGAGCACAUGGCAGCAAUACAGAUGUGGAUUGGCGGAGCAGGAAGACGAGAUGUUGAAGCAGUCGAAAAGUUUGUCAAAACUCUGCCCAGCAGUCGCCAUCUACCACUGAGCAGUAGCAGCAUCCCCUGCUGUGACCCCGGCGCUGGCACAACAAAAGCCAGAGAUUUCCAAAUCCAUCCAGAAUGGGUGACUCAGCCCUGGCACACGGGGUACCUCCGCACCCGGGACGGCGGUCCCUUCAGAUGUUAGACCCCCUGAUGUGAUGCCUGACUAGCGACCGAGGCCAGCUAAUGAGCGGUGGGACGCCCACACCUGAUUUUAUAAAGCGCAUUUCAUGGAGGAUGCGGCCGGAGCAGUUGGGUGAGACAGCAAAAGGGACGCCUGUGGCCUUCAGCCCCACGUGACCAAAAGUGCCCCAGAGUAUAAACCAAAUGGCGUCCAAAUAUAAAAGAGUUGUGGUGACACACAGAUGUGACGUCCAAGACCAGUGGUGACCAGUACUGACUAUGGGGGCUCAAACCAGUCAGCUGAUGUGAGACUGAAGGACACCGUCCAACCUGCUCAAUCCAGGUUGAGGGUCCCUUUGGCCUGUCUCUGUGAAUUUUAGCGCAAGGGAGAGCGGGCAGGGUGCCAGUCCGCCACCUGGUCUCCACACACACACCAUCACUGACUCUUUGAAAGGUGGGAGGAAAACCCAAAGUCCCCGGACAGAAGGCUACCUGGACAUCAACAGGCUACUGGGUUUGACCCCAGGACACCAACUGGCCUGCUGCCCCCGAGUGUGAAACUAGAAACGGAUUGAAGAAGUUAAAAGAAUCAAAUGCUGCUCAGUCACACCUCUUCCUCAUCCUCCUCCUCCUCCGGACCCUCUUCCUACCACCAUGUAAGGCAGGCUCUUCCACAUUCAAAUAAAUGAUUUUGAUUUGA
This is a messenger RNA of Polypterus senegalus (gray bichir), 1960 nucleotides long. RefSeq lists its product as uncharacterized. Bases 362 to 1282 code for a protein of 306 amino acids. The transcript has 7 exons. The record is from RefSeq and is a predicted model, not a curated record. NCBI's taxonomy places the organism in Eukaryota, Metazoa, Chordata, Cladistia, Polypteriformes, Polypteridae.